Molecule: messenger RNA, 3732 nt
Organism: Pristis pectinata (smalltooth sawfish)
Lineage: Eukaryota; Metazoa; Chordata; Chondrichthyes; Rhinopristiformes; Pristidae
Product: insulin-like growth factor-binding protein 4
Exons: 4
Coding region: 85-915 (276 amino acids)
Biological process (GO): regulation of insulin-like growth factor receptor signaling pathway
Cellular component (GO): extracellular region
Molecular function (GO): insulin-like growth factor I binding; insulin-like growth factor II binding
Source: RefSeq, a predicted model, not a curated record
UAUAAAUAAUCCUGAUUGCACUCAAAGUGGCUAGGUAUUGUGAGUACGCUUCUGUUCCCCCUCUCGUUUACUUUCUGUGUUUCGAUGUGUCUUUUAAAGCAUUUGAGCGUUCUGCUUGUGCUGCUUUCGCCGUUGAUCUUGGAGGCAGCUGGGCCGAUCCGUUGCUUGCCCUGCACCGAUGAAAGGUUGGCGCACUGCCCGCCCGUGGAUAAUACGUGCACAGAAGAGAUGGUGAGAGAGCCAGGUUGUGGCUGCUGCCAGAUGUGUGCACUGUCUCGCGGCCAGCCUUGUGGGGUGUACACGGCACGCUGUGCGACAGGGCUGCGAUGUUACCCCCAGCUGGUGGAAACCAAACCUUUGGAGACUCUCAUGCAAGGACGUGGCAUAUGCAUGGAUAUUGCUGAGGUGGAAAGGAUUCAAGCAAUACAAGCAGAAACACAAGCUACUGAAGUGGAAAUUGAGAGUCCCAGUCCAGAUGGCACAGAAGGCACCCAAACAGGCACCAACUUCAGGUUUAUGCCUGCUCCUGGGCAUGUCAUCCCAGACAGACUGUUCGAGACACGGAAUUCAGCUGAUGCACAGAUGGGAAUGAGGGCCCGGAUAAACUACAAACAGAAGCAGAGAGAGCAACUAGGUCCAUGCCAGGAAGAAAUGCAGCGAGCAAUCGACAGGAUUACCUUGGCACAGCAGCGUACUAAUGAGGAACUUUACAGGUUUCACAUUCCCAACUGUGAUAAGAGAGGAUUCUACAACCUUAAGCAGUGUGAGUCGUCAUUGGACGGGCAACGUGGACGAUGCUGGUGUGUUCAUCGCUGGACUGGAAAGAGGAUCGCAGGGUCUCCAGAAGUGAGAGGUGAUCCGCAGUGCCACAGGCACGAUGGACAUGUUUCGGCAUCACCAGAACAAAAUAAUUGAAGUGUCUUAAGAAACUGAUGAGACGUUAACAUCUUUGCUUUUCUUUCCCACAUUACACCGCAGCAUUUGAAGGUGAUAUCUGGAAGGUUACAGUUAUCUUUCAUAAAUAUAAGCUAUUUAUUUCCUGCUCUGUUUUUUUUUAGUUUUAAAAUUGCAUUUUAAGGAAAUAUCACAUUUAAGAUGACGUGUAUGUGAAUUGUCAAGUGAAAUAAUCUACUGUUGCUUGUUGCAUACGUAGUUCACUAAUAAGUAGCAUGCAUGAAAAUAUUCCUGUUGUGAAUAAUGCAUGACUAAAUUUCUCUCAGUUAGAAAAGCAAUAGCAUUUAGCAGUCACUGGGAACACCACAAGUCAGUGUGUAUAAAUCAAUGGUUAUAAUACUUAAAAUUAUUAUAAUAAUGAAACCCAAGGAAGGAAAAUAAGAUAAAGUUUGAUUCCGGUGUCACAAAUGCAAUUGCAGUCAUUAUUAGUUGGCCCUUGACACCCAAGGAAUCAAAACUUCUUCAAAUUAUACUUCCAGUCAUCAUUUCAGAUGUCAAUAUUUUAUCAAACAAAAACAUCAAGGUGGCCCACAUUUUCAAAUGCAUAGAACAUAGAACAGUACAGCACAUGAACAGGCCCUUCGGCGCACAAUGUUGUGCCGAACUAAUUAAGCUAAUAAUACCUAAUUAAACUAAUCCCUUCUGCCUGUACAUGGUCCAUAUCCCUCCAUUCUCUGCAUAUCCAUGUACCUAUCUGAGAGCCUCUUAAAUGCCUCUAUCAUAUUUGCCACCACUACCACCCUUGGCAUCGCAUUCCAGGCACCCACCACUCUAUGUAAAAAAACUUGCCCCACACAUCUCCUUUGAACUUUCCUUCUUUCACCUUAAAUGCAUGCCCUCUAGUAUUAGGCAUUCCAACCCUGGGGAAAACGAUACCGGCUGUCUACUCUAUCUAUGCCUCUCAUAAUUUCAUAAACUUUUAUCAGGUCUCCCCUCAGCCUCCACUGCUCCAGAGAAAACAUCCCAAGUUUGUCCAACUUCUCCUUAUGGCACAUGCCCUCUAAUCCAGGCAGCAUCCUGGUAAACCUCUUCUGCACCCUCUCCAAAGCCACCACAUCCUUCCUAUGAUGGGGUGACAAGAAUUGAAUGCAAUACACCAGAUGCGGCCUAACUCUGACUCUGACUAAAACUCUAACUCUGGUUAGAGUUUUAUAAAGCUGCAGUGUAACCUCCUGACUCUUGAACUCAGUGCCUUGACUAAUAAAGGCAAGCAUGUCAUAUACCUUCUUCACCACCCUAUCUACCUGUGCAGCCACUUUGAGGGAGCUAUGGACUUGGACCCCAAGAUCCCACUGCACAUCAAUACUGUUUUGGGUCCUACCAUUAAUAGUGUACUUUCCCUUUACAUUUGAUCUCCCAAAGUGCAACACCUUGCACAUGUCCAGAUUAAACUUCAUCUGCCAUUUCUCUGCCCAUAUCUGCAACUGAUCUAUAUCCUUUGCCAGUCUUCUAUACUAUCCACACCACCACCAAUCUUAUUGUGAUCUGCAAUCUUACUAACCCACCCAUCCACAUUUACAUAUAUCACAAACAGAAGAGGUCCCAGUAUGAAUCCCUGUGGAACACCACUGAUCACUGACCUUCAGCCAGGACAAGACCCAUCCAUCAACCACUGCCCUCUGUCUUUUAUGGGCAAGUCAAUUCUGAAGGCAAACGGCCAAUUCACCAUGGAUCCCAUGCAUCUUGAUUUGCUGGAUGAGCCUACCAUGAGGGACCUUGUUGAAUGUCUUUUACUAAACUCCACGUAGACAGCAUCCACUGCUCUAUCUGCGGGUGAUUUCUGUUAACUGCUCAGAUUUCAUUCUUUAUGAUAUCUGUGCUCUUGCCUUUAGCAUAUUCCUAUAUACAAUACUUGGCACAUUUAGUAUUAAUAAAGAAAAGUGAAUUCAUUUGGUGCUGAAAAGUUGUUUAAAAUUUAACAUUGAAUAAUGAAUGCAUUUAAAGUCAAUGGUGGAAAAAAGUUAAUCUUCUGGUACAAAAUUACACUUCUAUCUCAAAUUUUGAAGUAAUAUAAUAAAUUAGUGUUAACCCUUUGCACUCCGUGCCCCAAGCUGGAAGUAAAAGCCUUAAGCUUACUUCCCAUGAGGUACGAAAUCACAUUGUUUAUUUUUGUAAUAAUAAUUAUUGAUUAUGGUUUUCAUCAUGUUCUCUUACAAAAUAUUUUACUUCAAUUAAUACUCAGACACGUAUCUGCUGAUUCAAGUCUGUUCAAGAAAUUAUUUUCUUUUUGCCAUUGCAACAUGACUGAAAUAAAAUUUAAUCAUUACAUUCUUAAUUAUGUAACCUUUAGUGUAAACAUCCGGUUAUAACUUGGAAGUUAUAAAUGGAACAUAAUCUUCUACUUUGCUUUCUUUAUUGCAGUGUUGACAUAACAAAAUUUGUGAAUUAAAAUCAAUCAGAAGCAAGAAAAUAUGACUCAACAUUUCAUAAAUAUUGCAACCAAUUUAUUUGUUAAAAAUACACAUACCCAAGCUGGUGAAACUAUGGUGUAUUAUCUUACUGACGGGUACCUCAGUGUGUAAUCAGUUGGAGUUAAGAUGAACAUACUGAACCAGUAAAGACUGGUGAAUGUAAUAUAGAAAAUUUGACUUCUUGCACCCGCUGGGUUUCACCCUGUAACCACUAGAUGGCACUCACAUAUCUGGUCACAUUUUCUCAUUUACUAGUGAUAUAAUUGUUCUCAAAACAUUAUGAUAGCAUCUCUCUUUUUAAUGCAGCUGCAUCAACUCAAUUUUAUUUUAGAAAAUCAUAACCUAAUUAUGAUGCACAAUUAAUGGA